Molecule: messenger RNA, 4337 nt
Organism: Oldenlandia corymbosa var. corymbosa
Lineage: Eukaryota; Viridiplantae; Streptophyta; Magnoliopsida; Gentianales; Rubiaceae
Source: the annotation of a GenBank genome assembly
CUCGUUACUGUUCAUUACAAAAUGGUAACCUUUUUAUUUUUCUGUUUUUCUCCUGAAUUUGAUGACUUGUAUGAUAUCUGAGAAAAACCGAAAAACCCUUCUUCAUCCCCUUUUCAUUUUGAUUCGACUCCGUUCUAAAACCCGAAGAUUUCGUUGUUCGGCAAUUUGUUGUGGAAGGAUUGCCAAUUUGCAUGUCCGAGGAGCGCAAAUUUGCGGUGUCAAUCUGAAUCCCUAAACUUUGGAUAUUGAGAAACACUUGUUAGAUUUCUGUGGGAUUUGCAAAAUCUGGAAGAAGGGUGCGUUGAUGUUUGUUCCGGUGAGUGAUUGAUGGGUUCCCCUAAAAAAUCAGGAACUGCUGGUUCAAUGGCGAAUGGGGAUGGAAGAAGUGAUGACAACGGCAAUGGGAACGAGGAUGGGGAACUAUUCGAGUCCACAAUUAGGCCUGGGAUGAAAAGGGAGUUUGCUAUGAUGAUGAAGGCUCAAGCGGAAAGUGGGAUUUUUUUCGGUCGGGAGAGAGUCACUAGGUUGAAUAGCCCUUUUCGGCAGGGGAGACUCACAAGGUCUCAAAAUAGUCCUUUGGGGCAAGGGAGAGUCACAAGAUCUCAGAAUAGUCCUUUGAUUAAGAAAAGCCCAGGGAAAAAUGGUGACUAUUUUAAGAAGGGUAGAGUAAAGAGUUCUGAUAUGAGGAAGAAGAAGAAGAUUGAGGAUGAGAAUGUGAUUGCUGGUGAAGUCAAUGAUGUUGAAAUGCUGGGGGAUGAUGGAGAACAAAAAGGGUCAGUUGCUGCGGAGGAAGAAGAAGUAAAGAGUGAUAUCGUGGACGGAAAUAGUGACGAUGAAAAGAAGCAGCAUCAGGAUAGAUUACUGGAGGUAAACGAGAUUGUGGAUAACCAGGGGACGGAAAAUCGCCGUGGAAAAGAGAAUUUAACCAGUGAAGCUAAGGAUGGGAUUGUGGAGUAUAUGAAUGAAGAUGCACCGGUGCUAGAAGAGGAGGGCGGGGUGAAGGUUGACUCUGAUUCUGUUGCUGAAGAAGCUCCUGAAUCUCUGGAGAAGCUAGGAUUUGAAAAUGAAGGUGCAGAUUCUGUUGAAGUGGACAUUAGGGAUCCUGCUGUGGAAAAUAACCUUCCUAAGGAUGGGAUUUCGAAAUGUGUUUGCGAAGAUUUAAUUGUGCUGAAAGAGGACCUUGGGGCCAAAAAUAAAGCUGUUUUUUUUGGUGAAGACGCUCCUGAAUCGGUGGAGAAGGUAGUACCAGAAGGUGAAAACGGAGAUUCUGUUAAAGUUGCCGCCUCAGAUAUUGGAACUCCUGUUUUGCCGGACAAUGGUGUUCCUGAGAGAACUUAUGUCAGGCGGUUUACUCGAUCAUUAUUGAAGUCAAAGGUAGAGGAAGUUCCAAAGCAGUCAGGGACAGGAUGGAUGGUGAAUGAAGCAUUUUUUAGGUCGACUCUGGUGCCUGAAGAGGAGAGAGGGGUCAAGGUUGACUCUGACUUUGCUGCUGUAAAAGCACCUGUAUCAGUGGGGAAGGUAGGACUUGAAAGUGAAGAUGGAGAAUCUGUUAAAGUCGUGGCAUUUGACGCUGGAACUCCUGCUACGGACAAUCGCUUUCCUUUGCAAUAUGCCAGACGGUUUACACGUUCAUUAUUGAAGCCGAAGGUGGGAGUUCCAGAGCAGUCGGGGGCAGAAGAGAUGGUGGAUGAAGAAGUUUCAGAGGGUAGAACCUUAGCUUCUACGUCUUGUUCGUGCAAGCUUGAAAUGAAAAUGUCGAAGAAGGUUGAGCUGAGAAAAAAACCUUCCAGAUUGAAAGACCUUCUCGACACUGGUCUACUAGAAGGCAUACCUGUGCGAUAUGUUCGUAGCUCAAGGAUUAGUAAGUCUGGGGAAGCUGGUUUACGUGGAGUGAUUCAGGGCUCCGAGAUUUUGUGCUUUUGUGAUGAUUGCCGGGGAAUUCGAACUGUCACGCCUGCUCAGUUUGAGUUGCAUGCCGGUAGUUGUAAUAAACGCCAACCAGAAUUCAUUUAUUUGGAGAAUGGGAGAUCCCUGCGGGAUGUUUUGGAUGCCUGUAAGAAUGCUUCGUCUGAUUCAUUGGAGCAUGCUAUUGGGGUUGCUAUUGAUUGCACAGUUACAAAACGUCCUAUCUUUAGUGGGGAGUGCAAAGGUCCAACCAGCUCUAAUGGCACCGUGAUGAGUGAUUCUUGUGGCUCAAAAGGGGAGUCUCAGCAGGAGACUACUGAGUCAAGUGAUAUUAACGGCAGGUCACCUGUAUCUGUCUCAAGUACGAAAUCACAUGGUAAAGUGUCAUGCAUACGCUCAAAACCUCAAACCCAAGGAAAGCUCACGAAGAAGGAUUUGGGAUUGCACAAGUUAGUUUUUCAGUCAAACUAUCUUGAGGAAGGAGCUACAUUAUCGUAUUUUUUUCAUGGAAAGCUAUUGAAUACAGGCUACAAGAGUGGCUCUGGAAUUUUUUGCAACUGUUGCAAUCAAGUGGUGAGUCCAUCAGUGUUUGAGGCUCAUGCUGGUUGUGCAUCCCGCCGUAAGCCUUACCUCCAGAUAUUCACAUCCAAAGGGUUAUCCCUUCAUGAGGUAUCUUUGGCGAUAAAAAAAUAUUUGAAAGACGAAUCAACAGAUCAGAAUGACAAAUCAACAGAUCAAAGUGAUGAUGUCUGCUCAAUAUGUGAAGGCAUGGGGGAACUUCUGUGCUGCGAUAUUUGCCCAAGGGCUUUUCACCUUGAAUGUCUUAAUCUUGCAAGCGUCCCUGAGGGUGAUUGGUCUUGCCGAAAUUGUUCGAUUUCAUCCCAGAUGAAUAUGGAUGCAAAUGAAAAUGCACUUGCUGCUGGAAGAUGUCCUGGAAUUGAUCCAGUGGAAGAAGUUAGAAAGCGGUGUGUUCGCAUUGUUGGGGCUAAAGAACCUGAUGUUGGGGGAUGUGUGCUUUGCAGGGGUCAUGAUUUCAGCAAGGGUGAAGGUUUCAACCCUCUUACGGUAAUUAUUUGUGAUCAGUGUGAAAGGGAGCAUCAUGUUGGUUGUUUGAAAGAGCAUGGGAUUGAUGACUUAAAGGAAUUGCCAAAGGAGAAGUGGUUCUGUUGCAGAGAAUGCAGGAGCAUCCAUGCUUCACUUCAGCAGCUUGUAAAUGAUGGAGAAAAGCAGCUUCCGGACCACCUGCUAAGUAUCAUAAGAAAGAAACAUGAAGCUGAUGCUGGCUCUGACCUUAGUUCUGAACCAAAUGUCUCAUGGAGACUUUUUCAAGGGAAAAUGGCUUCUGAUGAGGACAAAAAAUGGUUGUCCGAUUCUCUCUCUGUCAUUCAGGACCGUUUUGAUCCCAUUGGUGAUCCGAAGAAAGAGGGGGAUGAUCUUAUUCGUUCCUUGAUUUUUGGGGAAAGCUUUAGAAAUCAAGAUCUGGGAGGAAUGUUCGCUGCAAUGUUGAUUGUAAACUCUAGGGUAGUUUCGGCUGGAGUUUUUCGUAUAUUCAGCCAGGAAGUGGCUGAAAUGCCUCUAGUUGCAACGUUUAACUCAUGUCAAGGAAAGGGAUAUUUUCGGGCAUUAUUUAGUUGUAUCGAAAACAUCCUGAAAUCGUUAAAUGUUAGAGACCUGGUGCUUCCAGCUGCCCAUGGAGCGGAAUCCUUAUGGUUGGACAAGUUAGGUUUUGUGAACAUAAGUGCUGAACAAGUCAGUCUCCCUUUUCCUCUUGCUUCCCUUUUGCCUACGUGUUAAAUUAGAUUGACAAACUCACUCUAGUUUGUCAUUUGUCUUUCAGCUGAAGAGAUAUAAACGGGAUUAUCAAAUGAUGAUGUUCGAAGGGACAGCUGUUUUCCACAAGACAUACUCGGAGCAGUCAUCAACCUAAAAUGUCUGCUGUGCCGUGGGAGUAGGAUAGGGCAUCUUUAUUUAGUUCUUUUGCUCAACAAAUGGAGUUGGAUGUUGAUUAUGGUAGAUGUACAGGGAUGGAGUAGACGUUUUUGGGGCUGCUCCUUUACAGAUUGUGUAGAUAAAAGAUUUACGGUUAGCAAAGAUAUUCCGGACAGAUGACAAGAGUAGUAAACUAAACUUGUUGACGAAAUCUUUAUAGCGCUAUAUUGACUACAUAGGUCAGGACUCUGUAUAGGAGGUGCUAUAGUCGCCCUAGCUAAAGACAAUCGGUGAUUCUUUUUGGCAACUGUACACAGUUAGGUUAUACUAGUGGUUUAACCAUAGUUUUUGAAGUCUGGAAACGUGGAUUGGAUUCUGCACAUUCUUUUUCUCUCCUUUUUCAGUUUAUUGAAAUAAACAAAUAUCGCAAUUUGUCCCUUCACAAAUUAGAUGGCAUGAAUGAUGUGUUCGUUUGUAAUGGUAGUAGGGAAUGAAAUCGUGAU